CUCAUCUCGAACUCGACCCUCGACAAAACUUGACAAAACAGGACAAGGACGACAUAUCUCUUUACCAUGGCACAGAAGGUUAUCAAAAAGUCCAAUGUUACUAAGGACACAGUUAAGAAGCAGAACAGCGGACUCCUCAGGAAAGGAGCUAGGUCCUAUGCCCCCAAGAGCAAUGUCCUGAUCAAGCAAAAGAGUACACAGAAGAAAUUGUCUGCGCAGAUUAACAAGAAUAUCGAGACGGUCAUGGCCACCAGAGCUGGUGCGACCGGAAAGCUGACCAUCAUGAAAGGUUUGGCAGAUGCUGGAUUGGCGGCUGAGCGCAAGGCUGGAGGAAAGAGGAAGGCCGGAGGCAUGCCUAAGGUCUCGACCGGAAAGACUGUGAAGGCGAUGCCCACCAAGGCCAAGCCUGCCGCCAAGAAGUAGAGGCAGUAUUAUUAAACUUUCAGGAACAGCAGCUGGAUGUCUUUUUUUUUUUAUCACUAUUCUUUUGGACGCUGCCUCAUCGCUUCUAUCUUUAUGUGCUCCAUACUCGAUACCUUUUCUUCCAGUGCACGUCAUUUUGCAUCCCAUCUUGCAUCUUAUUUUGCUUCCAGCCGUCUUCCUCGCACACUCUAGCAUC
This is a messenger RNA of Gamsiella multidivaricata, 619 nucleotides long. RefSeq lists its product as uncharacterized. The record is from RefSeq and is a predicted model, not a curated record. The transcript has 3 exons. Bases 67 to 423 code for a protein of 118 amino acids. NCBI's taxonomy places the organism in Eukaryota, Fungi, Mortierellomycota, Mortierellomycetes, Mortierellales, Mortierellaceae.